Mercenaria mercenaria is the source of this 12010-nucleotide messenger RNA. Its product is annotated as electroneutral sodium bicarbonate exchanger 1-like. The record is from RefSeq and is a predicted model, not a curated record. Gene Ontology annotation, molecular function: solute:inorganic anion antiporter activity; monoatomic anion transmembrane transporter activity; sodium:bicarbonate symporter activity. Lineage: Eukaryota; Metazoa; Mollusca; Bivalvia; Venerida; Veneridae. Gene Ontology annotation, cellular component: plasma membrane. Gene Ontology annotation, biological process: monoatomic anion transport; transmembrane transport; regulation of intracellular pH. The transcript has 27 exons. Bases 595 to 4563 code for a protein of 1322 amino acids.
GGAGAGAGCUAGUUGGGGGGAAAAUCGUAUAUUGAUCAUGAACAGUGAUCAUGGGUAGAACUAGUGCAGAUAGAGGUUAUUAAACUAACUGUAGAUUGGAUUAUUUCUGGAAAGAUUUCUGGUAAUGAUCGAAGGUGAUACUGAUAAGGAAAAGGUUGCUGGCAGAAUUUUUGGUGUGUUUUACAGAAAAAAAAAAUAGUUAAAGAAGGAAUAUAUAGUUUCAGAAAAUUGGAUGAAAUGGAGAUUAAUUUGCAAAUCACAUGAUAAUAUUAAGUUUAAGGCAAGAUAGAAAAAUGCCAGAUCAUCUGUUCUACCAUCACAGCACAACGAACAUUUGAACACACUCCAGAAAUUGGCUCCAGAACUUUGUUUCAUUCAUAAACAGCAGCAGACACUUUUAGAAAGAGACAGAACAUUUGAUUGGAGGAGAGUCACAAUAAAAAAAAAAGAAAUAAUAUUUGAUUGGCUGAGAAGAGACAGAUCAUUUGGUUGGAGGAGAGUAUCUUUGAGAAAGUCCCAGGAGACAGAACCUUUGAUUGGAGGAGAGUUAAACAGACAAUAUUUCUGAUUGGCUGAAGAACAUUACAGGACAUAAUGGAUUUACCAGUACCAAAUAAGACAUCGACUGACGGCCAGACUUUUGGGCUGCCUUUAAGGGAUCUUGGUUCCUUUGUGCAUUCAUCUACAGUCAGUGAUGCAGAAAUUAAAGAUCAUAGAUCGGCUGACACAGUUCUUGUUGGGCUUCAUCUUCCCAGGCAGGGUGCGAGGCAUAGACGACAAAAACGUGGCCAUAAAAGGAAGUCAUCACAGCCGCACUUGGAAUCAACUAUGUCUGAAGGUGGAAGGGGCAGUCCGAGAUUUGGUGGCAUUAGCAGACGCGAGACAUAUCAUGGUCCCAAACAUAAACACGAGGAUAGCGCAUUGAGCCGCAGUCUUAGUCUUUAUGCCACACCCCCAUCCCAGCAUGUGCAGUUCCUAUUGGGUGAAGAAGAAGAUGAUGAAGAACACAGAACGCAUGACCUAUUUUGUGAGUUGGGUGAAUUAUUUACACAUGAUGGAGAAAUGGAAUGGAAAGAGACUGCCAGGUGGAUCAAGUUUGAAGAAGAUGUGGAGGAGGGUGGUGAAAGAUGGUCGAAACCUCAUGUGGCAACUCUGUCAUUACAUUCCUUGUUUGAACUGCGGUCAUGUCUACAUAAUGGGACAGUUAUAUUGGACAUGGAGGUUCAAUACUUCUACCAAAUAAUUGAUAUCUUAUUAGACAAUAUGUGUGCCUCAAAUCAGUUAGAAGAAACGUUGAAAGAUCAAGUUCGGGAUGUUCUUCUUCAGCGGCAUCGCCAUCUAAAUGAGAAGCACGAAAAACGGCACCAUGAUAACGGUUCAAGCAAAAUACAUCUACCCCUUAUCCGAUCUCUGGCGGAUAUUGGACGAAAAUACUCACUUCCAAAGGAAAUGCAUAAUCACAAUGAGCACGAGGAAUAUGGCAACACUCUCGGAACAGGGCUUCAUGUGUCUUUUGCUGGGCAUGUACAAACUGUGCGGCGCCAUGCAUAUCAUGUGUAUGGGCUGGAUAAACAGUUUACACAUAGUCCUGCAACUCUCCGUCGCUUAUCUAUAAUCAACGAAAAUGGUGAUGACCCCAAGAAUAAGUUGAAGGGUGUGAAGACAUUGCCAAACUUUAACCAAAUAAUGAGACAAGACAGCCAUCCAAAGAUAAAUAACAUGUCAUCGCUCGGGUCAAACUUGCGGCGAAAUCAGUCUUCAGGAGAAGAUCUGUAUCAAAGUGCUUCCACAGCGAAGUUAAACUCUCACUUUAUGAAGAAGAUUCCACCCGGUUCAGAAGCUGCCAAUGUUUUAUGUGGGGAAGUUGAUUUCCUCAAUCACAUGGUGUCAGCAUUUAUACGUCUUAAGACAUCGUCAGUGAUGGGCGAUCUCACGGAAGUUCCAGUGCCUACAAAAUUCAUGUUUCUGUUACUCGGUCCAGUUGGGAACCAGAGCAGAUACCAUGAAAUUGGAAGAUCUAUAGCUACCCUGAUGACAGAUGAGGUGUUUCAUGAUGUUGCAUAUCAUGCCCAUAACAGGGAUGAUCUGUUGGCUGGUAUAGAUGAAUUUCUUGACCAAGUCACAGUUCUGCCCCCUGGAGAGUGGGACCCCUCCAUUAGAAUUGAGCCACCUAAAAGUGUUCCUUCUCAAGAGGGGAGGAAAAAAAUUGUUGAGCCUCAAAAAGUGUUGCCCAAUGGGAAGGUAGCUGUAGAAGAAGAGGAGGAGUCACAUGGAGAUGACCCCGCCCUUCAGAGAACUGGCAGGUUGUUUGGUGGCUUAAUUCAAGAUAUAAAAAGAAAAGCACCAUUUUACGUUAGUGAUUUCAAAGAUGCCCUACAUGUACAAACUCUGGCAUCCUUCAUGUUUCUUUAUUUUGCGUGUCUAACACCAAUCAUCACAUUCGGUGGGUUGCUGGCAGACGCCACCAAGAAUGAUUUGGGAGCAUUGGAGAGUUUAUUGGCGGGAUGCAUUGUAGGUGUUCUGUAUGCUUUAUGUUCUGGGCAGCCUCUGACCAUACUGGGCUCUACAGGGCCGGUACUCGUGUUCGAGACAAUUCUAUAUAAUUUCAGCGAAGACAACGGUUGGAAUUAUCUCUCAUUCCGUUGGUGGGUCGGUCUUUGGACAGGUCUCAUCCUGAUUGUUAUGGUUGCCUUUGACCUUUCUGCACUUGUACGAUACAUUACCAGAUUCACAGAAGAAAGUUUUGCCGCUCUGAUUUCACUUAUAUUUAUAAAGGAAGCAGUUGGGAAAUUAAUAGACAUUACCCAUAAAGUGCCAGUGAAUUUAAACCCAGAUGUGUCGCCAUUUCAUGACUGUAUUUGUAUCGCACCAAGUGCGCCGUCAACGUCUGCUCCUACUAACAGUACGAAUGUGACAUAUGCGGUUGCAAAUAUCACCACAUUAGCACCCACAACAACAAUCAACUACUCAAAUAUAGAGUGGCAUAAACUGCCACGCGAUCACUGUAUAGAACAUGGUGGGAGUCUUGUCGGGGAUGGAUGUAAUCAUGUAGCAGACGUGUUUUUCUUGUCAUGUCUGCUGUUUAUAGGAACAUUCGCAAUUGCUUAUGGAUUUAAAUUGUCUAGGAAUAGUCGAUGGUUCCCAACAUGGGUACGUACUAUUAUAUCAGACUUCGCUGUAAUUUUGGCAAUAGCUCUAAUGGUUGGUACAGAUGCCAUCAUUGGAUUGGACACACCAAAACUGGAAGUUCCUGUUAAAUUUCAACCGACGAAUCAUGCGACACGCGGCUGGUUCAUAUAUCCAUUCCAUGAGAAGAAUCCUAUUUGGUUAUGUGUAGCAGCGGUCAUUCCGGCACUACUGGCCACCAUCCUCCUCUUCAUGGAUCAGCAAAUUACUGCUGUGAUUGUCAAUAGAAAGGAAAACAAAUUGAAGAAAGGGUGUGGUUAUCAUCUUGACUUGCUGCUUGUUGCCAUUUUGAUCAUUAUCAACUCUAUACUUGGUCUGCCGUACUUUGUCGCCGCUACCGUCCUCUCUAUCAAUCAUGUGAUGUCUCUGAAGAAAGAAUCCGAGUGUACUGCUCCGGGAGAAAGACCUAAAUUCCUGGGCGUAAGGGAGCAGCGAGUUACAGGGGUUGCGAUAUUUUUGAUGAUUGGAUUGUCUGUGUUCCUUACAUCUCUUUUGAAGUUCAUUCCAAUGGCUGUGCUGUAUGGGGUCUUCUUGUUCAUGGGUAUUUCGUCACUGAAAGGAAUGCAGUUAGUGAACCGUAUUAUGAUACUCUUCAUGCCAAUGAAAUACCAGCCAGACUAUACGUACCUCCGUCAUGUGAGAACACGAAGAGUUCACUUCUUCACAUUCAUCCAGGUAUUAUGUCUGGUGAUGUUAUGGGUGAUCAAAACAAUCAAGGCAAUCUCCAUUGCUUUCCCUAUUAUGGUAUUGGCAAUGUGUUUUAUACGGAAGGCAUUAGACUAUCUGUUUACACAGACAGAACUGAAGUGGCUGGAUGAUAUAAUGCCAGAAAUCAGCAAACGUGAGAAAGAUGAUAAAGAACUUGAAAUUCAGGAGAAACAAGAUGAAUAUGAAACUUUGUUGGAUCCCAAAAACGCAAAUCCGGAAGUGAACCAAAGACCGCAGGCGUCGAUUAUCAAUCUAGCGAUUAAUGGUGGAAAUGAUAGCUUCAUAAAUCAAGUAAAUAUAACGGAGGAAGUGGCGAAAUGUCAAAUAUGGAAGAAUCUGCAAUCAAACGAACAUCAGGGAAGUACGGACAGCAGCCAUGGUGGAAGCAGUAGUGGCAGCAGCAAAAGAGAUCUUACCCAUGGAUUACCUGUGGUUUUAAAGGUUAAAAGAAAACAUAAAAAACGUCAUAGGAAAGAAUCACACGGAUUACCCACCAUUCCCCAUUCUCCGACAGAAAAAGAUCCACACAAGGCUAAGAAAGGUGUUGCAUUUUAUAUUGAUGAAGAAGAAAGCGACAAAGAGGACACGCAUGAACUAAUCAAACCUCCGGCAAUCUUUGUCGACCCACCCAGCGAUGGCGAGAGUCGGCAACGUAAAGUGUCUGUGUAAACAAAGAUGUUGAUCAUUCAAGUGAUAAUGUGACUUGUUCUGAAACAUUUCUUUGUUAACAGUCUAAGAAAUGAUUAGUAAGUUUGUUGCCAUAUUUUUUUUUUAUAAACAACACAGUCAAGAUGGAAGCAUAUAUCUUAUGAUUUAAGGGAGCGGACCUGUAAUGAUAUUUGACAAAAUCUCUAUAGUAACGUUUUCUCCAUUUAUGAUUUUGGCAUUUUACCGAUUGUCACCAAAAUCACUGCUCAUAUAAGAUUCAUUAAUUAAUUGUCACCGAAAUCACUGCUCAUAUGAGAUUCAUUAAUUAAUUGUCACCGAAAUCACUGCUCAUAUGAGAUUCAUUAAUUAAUUGUCACCGAAAUCACUGCUCAUACGAGAUUUAUUUACUAUCACAGCUAUCUCGGUAAUGCAAUUCCAUAUUCUUUGGACACAAAUAUAGCUGAACUUAAGUAAAUUGUCAGUUGUUAUUACUGGUCCACUUCCUUAAAAACUGUUACCAACAAAGUGGCUUCUAUAAGAUACAGCGUAACCUUUCCAGAGAUUGAACAGCACCGGACAGACUGAAAUGCCUUAUUUUUACAAAAGUUGUUUAUCUUCAGGAGAGGUUAAUUUACUAAGAAUUUCAUUGUGUAGGUACGGAAAUAUCUACCUUUGUAGCAGGUAUUUAGUCAUUAAGGUGUCGGUUAAAGUUAACACUGUUUUUUCCUGGGUAUAGAUGUAUAUUAUUAUCAAGAAUUGCAAAUCUUGCACUGUUUGAUCUGUAUUUGCAAAGAAUUCAUUGAUGUACUAUUAUACAUUAAUUGAGUGUUUAGUUUUGUUUUCACAAUGAUUCAUGCCUGUGUAAGAACUUAGGACAUCUGUGAUAUAAAACUUGUUUUAGUAUCUGUAAUCAUGUUCGAGUUUUGUGCAAGGGAAGAUGGAUUUAUUUCAUUUUCUCAUACUGUUUCAUCUCUUAGAUUUGAAGACUUGUAAAUUUUUUAUUUUUUUUUUCAUGUUUAGAAUUUGUUAAGAAAUGCUAUCCUAUAUAGUUUGUUCAUGGAAAAAUCCAUGGUCAGUUAGUUCCACCAGUUUGUGAUUUUAUUGCUGCUUUGCAAUAAAAGUGAACCAUGAAUUUUAACGUUUUUAUUCAUGAAUAUAAAUGAUUCUACAGUCUGUGAAUACUAAUGAUUUUACAGUCCAUGAAUAUUAAUGAUUUUACAGUCCAUGAAUAUAAAUGAUUCUACAGUCUGUGAAUACUAAUGAUUUUACAGUCCAUGAAUAUAAAUGAUUUUACAGUCCAUGAAUAUAAAUGAUUCUACAGUCUGUGAAUACUAAUGAUUUUACACUCUAUGAAUAUUAAUGAUUUUACAGUCCAUGAAUAUUAAUGAUUUUACAGUCCAUGAAUAUAUAUGAUUCUACAGUCUGUGAAUAUAAAUGAUUUUACAGUCCAUGAAUAUAAAUGAUUCUACAGUCUGUGAAUACUAAUGAUUGUACAGUCCAUGAAUAUAAAUGAGAUUUUACAGUCCAUGAAUAUUAAUGAUUUUACAGAACUCAAUUUUUAGAUUCUGAUCAUUGCCUGUCAGCUUUCCUUUUAUAGGACAUUAACAAUUUGGAGGCAAAAGUCAGUGAAAAUGGUUGGGUUUGCAGUGAAUAUCAUAAUAAAAUGGACAUUCAACACAAUUACUUCACUAUUACAAGUCUUGAACAAAGGGGUAAAACUAUAGUCCCUUUCUUCAUUUUUUUCUGCCACUGAUUCAUUUAUUUGGAAUAGGGUAUAUUUAUACAUCUUCAUAAUGAGUUUAAACAGGGUCUGUACACAAGGAUUUAUACAGAAUUUUACUCAGAAAUACAACAUGGACAUUAAAUUGUUAUUUCGGAUUAUUUCAUUUCCUUUUUCUUUUAAAAUAUCUCCUUAUGCAGCUGUUUAAUUCAUAUCACAGAGAGGCUGGGCCUUUUACAAGUUGAAGACUACUAACACUAAAAAGUUUAAUUAACGCCUCUAGCAUAUAUAUCACUUUGUAACCUGAUAUCAAAUACUAGUAUUUCACAUUGUCAUUUUACAUGAAAUUACUGUUAUUACACCAUAACUUAAUACGUAUAUACUUGCAUAAAGUUUUAUUUGUAAUUCCAUGACUGGCAUUAGAUGCACAUGCUCCCUCUCAGUCUAUAAAUAGACCUGCAAAUUUCAGUAUAAGUAGGCCAAGAAGUGUCACUCUUGGUCUAUAAAUAAACCAGCAAAUAGUCUCUAUAAUUUGGCCACCAAGUGUCACUCUCGGUCUAUAAAUAGGCCAAGGAGUAUCACACUACAAGAAUCACUCUUAGUCUAUAAAUAGGCCAAGAAGUGUCACUCUCCAUCUAUAAAUAGGUUAACAACCAUCAAUCUCAGUCUAUAUAUAGACCAACAAGAAUCAGUAGACAAAAAUAUGGGACUUGUUCUAUAAUUAAGCCGUCUCUUAAAAUAGACCAACAAGAAAUCACUCUCAGUCUAUAUACAGACCAGCAAGUAUCACAUUAAUAAUUGUUAGGACCUAGGUAUUUUGUUCAGUUAUUUGUUUGAUUUGAAACAAAAGUAAAACAAAAUUUGUAUUUUUUAUGCUACUGCUAAAUUCUGCAUUGAUUUAGGAUGUCACUUUUUUAUUAGUUACUUGAACUAAAAACAAUUUGAGUAAGUGUUUUACUUGGGUAAAAAAUGUGAUUUUGUCGUUGUUCAAUACAUAUUUCAUCCUAAUUUAAGGUUAUUGAACACUCAGAACAGUAUAUUAUCUGGAUGGAAUGUUAUUUUUAGAUUCGAUCAGUUUUAAGGUUCUUAUACAUUUUCAAUCAUUUUAAAAUGCAGUAGAUCUUACCUUAUGUUUUAUGUAAAUAUAUUUCACGUAAAAAUGUUGGAAUGAAUAUUUGAUGGAUUUGUGGAUAGUAUUUUUAUUUAUAUUUUAUGGGUAUUUGUACAAAUUAGACUUCGCAAGUAUAUUUUAGUCUAAAAAUCCAAUUUAUGUAUAACAUAUGUUGAUUUUAGAAAAGGUGUGUCAGAUCGAUAUUUCAGUUCCAAAGUAAGCGUGAUUAUUAAAAAUAUCCAUAUAGACUACUAUCUCACUGUUUUUAUCGAGUUUAAUUUUUACACAUUAAAGUUGUUGUGAAAUACCAUGACGUUUUAGAUCAGGUAAUAAUUAUGAAUAUUAUAAGAUAUGUGGUGAAUGUGCACCUGAAAAUAUGAGGAAAGGUGCGAUUUUUAUAACCCCUGCUUUUUUAUUGGGGAUGCAGAUGACAAAAUCCUGUCUAUAAUUGCAGAAUGAAAGUUUUAGGGUUAAUCAAGUCCUUUGGGAAGUAGUUCUGAGAGAGUGAGUGGGUUUUACGGCAAAUCAACACAAAAUGGUCAUAUAUUGCCGAGAAAGUAGUUCUGAAUAUUCAUUAUGUUAACACUAUAAUUCUGUUGUUUUAUAAAUUAAGUUAGUGUACUGCUAUUGGCAGUCUGUAAUUUUUGUUUGAUUGCAUAUUCAGUUCUGCUGUUUGGCCAUUUUGCAGUCAUUUUAGGUAUUUGGCCGUUCUGCAGUCACUUGGCCAUGGAGUGCUCACUUAUGCUAUUUGGCCAUGGAGUGCUCAUUUGUACUAUCUGGCAAUGGAGUGCUCACUUAUGCUAUUUGGCCAUGGAGUGCUCACUUAUGCUAUUUGGCCAUGGAGUGCUCAUUUGUACUAUCUGGCAAUGGAGUGCUCACUUAUGCUAUUUGGCCAUGGAGUGCUCAUUUGUACUAUCUGGCAAUGGAGUGCUCACUUAUGCUAUUUGGCCAUGGAGUGCUCACUUAUGCUGUUUGGCCAUGGAGUGCUCAUUUGUACUAUCUGGCCAUGGAGUGCUCACUUAUGCUAUUUGGCCAUGGAGUGCUCACUUAUGCUAUCAGGCCAUGGAGUGCUCACUUAUGCUGUUUGGCCAUGGAGUGCUCACUUAUGCUAUUUGGCCAUGGAGUGCUCACUUACGCUGUUUGGCCAUGGAGUGCUCACUUACGCUGUUUGGCCAUGGAGUGCACACUUAUGCUAUCUGGCCAUGGAGUUCUCACUUAUGCUGUUUGGCCAUGGAGUGCUCACUUAUGCUGUUUAGCCAUUCUGUUGCCGUUAUCACAGUUCGUACAGAGAAAAUAUAAUGAAACUGAACUUGCAGAGUGCCAGUAUGCGUCCAUUCCAUUACCCUGGUGAAACUGAUUACCUCAAAUUUCUAGUUACAACCCUCCAUAGAAGUCUGUCUCAUAACAAAUUUGUUAGACAAGAUGUUAAUAUGGAUAGACUGAAAGGUUGUACUGAGUUUUAUAUAUGUAAAUAAUGUAUGUUUGAAGUACGGUGGAAAACUUGAAAUAGAACAGUCUCGUGAUGGGAUGAAAAGCAAUGUUUUAAGGGUUUUCUGCUUUAGGUGAGGUUCUGUUGUGUGUGAUGAAUGAAAGUUGUUAAUUAUGGUGAAGGACAGAAAAAUUGUUAUAUUUAUAGGUUAUUAUAUUUGUACAAGUUGUGCAAAGGAAAAUUGCAUGACUCAAGGCGUUCAGAUUUAUUUCACACGAUUGCAUAUUUCAGAUCUUUUUUUAUUACAUUCACAUCUUCGUCACAAAUGACGUCAUUCACCGAAAUCAAAUUUGAACGUAAUUACGGACAAAAAAGAACAUUUAAAGUUCAUUUGUAAGCUUUGUUUAAAAAUGUGUGUGAAAAUAAGCUAUAUUUUAUCCAUUUAUAUGUACAGAAAAACAGAUUGCAGUAAAUACAUGUAUAUACAAGUUAUACUGCUAUGUAUUUAGACUGUAGUUUUUGUGAAUCUGAAACAAAUACACACAAACAUAUGCAUAAAAGUUGAAUUCAGGCGCAAGUUGAUCCAUUUUUGAUCGCAAAAAAUCUACUCACAUUAAUUUUGUGUUGUUAAUAUCCUCCGGUCAUAUGUGUGAUGUAUGAAAGCACAUUCCUUUCAGAUAAUACAAAACAUCAGUCAUUCUCAGAAAGUUGUUUUUCAGAGCAAAAAGGGAUUUAUUCCUUAAAAUGUUUCUGAGAUUUUUAUAUGAUCUUUCAUUUGUAUGUAAUAUGAGUAUGUGUUCAGUUAAAAUGAAAUAGGAAUGGAAAUCUUAUUCUCUUUGUCAUAGAAUGCCUCACUGGUAAACAAAAUAAUGCGUUUUAUUGUCCCAGGUUCCAUGUUCUUACUGUUCAUUGAUGUUUGUGCGACAGUUAAUUCUACAGUUCCAGGAAGAUAAUUGGACAGUUAACUUGUUUUAUAUAAAUAGUAUCAAAUGAAAUUUUUUGUUUUUAAUUAUAUUCAUCAUAUUAUAAAUCCAUUAUAAUUAUUCUUUAGCAUUUCAAUAAACACAUUAUAUUCUUUGUACUAUGCUGGUAAAUCCAAAGAAUUUUACACUGAGCAUAAUAUCAUACGUUGAAAACCAUUUAUAACUUUCAUUAACUGUGUUUUGAACCAAGAUUAAAUCAACAUUUCUGGUAUUUGUUUUGAUGGUAACACAUACCCAUGUCCUAGCAUUCAAGUUUAAGUGUAUAAAACUGAGUUUGAAGACCAUUUUCUGAAUUCUGUCAUCUCAUUGGUUGUUUGUGACAUCAAUUUUGAAAUCGACCAAUGGGCUGGUAGCAUUUCAUAAGACUGAUCUGUUCCCGAUUGGUUGUUUCAAAGUACGAUUUUGAAACUGGCCAAUGGCAUAGUUUCCUUUCUAUGAUCUCACAGUUUAUAGGUAGUAUUGGAGGUCUUAGUAUAUUCAGAAAAAGAAAAAUCAAAAUAAUUUACAUCUGGCCUCCUGUACACUAAACACUUUUCAGUCUUUGACAGCAAAUUUUACAAGAACUUCAAAGAUCAAAUUCUGGUUGAGACUGACCAUCAGUACUGAAAUCUUGGAAAUUAACAUUUAAGGCGCAUAUCAAUGAAAAAUAAAGUUUCAUUACCAAAUGCAAUUUUGCCUGAAAAUGUUUUAUGAACAUAGGCUGGGUUUUUAAAUAUUCUUAUACCAGAAAAUCUGUUGUUUUAACUAGAAGUACUUUGAUUUCCGCAACCAAAAAUAACACUGAAGGGUUAGUCUGACAAAACAGUAGAAACAUUUCAUUUGUAUUUCAUUAAAAUUCUAACAAAACUCAAAGCUUUAAGUUACAUUACAUCUCAGCAGUUUUACUGCAUAUACAAGUAAUUACCGGUAAGCAAAAUUAAUUUGAUUUCUCUAAUCUCUCUCUAAUAGUCUGCUUUAUAAAACUGAUUAUCUUGGAAAUAAUUUUGCUUUAAUUUUAUUAAAUUAUGUUUAUGUUUUCAUUAAUUUUGUUUGUUCUGUUUUAUCUAAUUUAUAAGCAUAAUAAUUCAACAAUUUCAUGGAUUUUCAUGGUUUUAAUCCCAUAGACUGUCUCAUAAAACUUACAAUUUUAUGUAUGAAAAAUGUUAAAUGUGCUAUGUGUACAUUGUAUUAUAAUCAGCAAGUUGCACAUAUAUCUAUACAUUUAAAAUCAGUCAAUCUCAUUUGUAACAUACUCAGUGUGUUAUAAACUUUUGUUUGUUUUUCUUUGAUGUUAAUCAUAAUGUUUGUAGAAACCGUUAUGAUGUGUGUUUUAUUUUCAGAAUUUUUGUUUGUUCUCAUUGUGAAUGUGAGUUUUUUUGCCAUAGGGAAUCGCUUUAUAAGUGGUUCUGGUCUUAAUUAAUUUCAUAUUUGCUUAUUUUAUUGAAGGUUGUAACUUUAAACACGUUUUGACCAAAAAAAAAAACUAUUUUUUAACGAUUUCAGGUAAUUAUCUGUCGGAACAAUAAAAUUAAAAUCUUGUUUUUACACAGACGAUGCAUCUCAAAAAUGACUUUGAUUAUACUGUAAAAGCACAUACUUUUGCGGGGUUAAAAUUUCACGAUUUAGAAAAUUCGAAUAAGUUUGCGAGGUUUAAUAUUCGCGAAAUUGUUGAAUUUGAAUUAUUCUAAUAGGGAAUAUUUACGCGAGGAUUAAUUUUUACGAGAUGUAGGGCCUCGCGAAUAUAGUGAAAAUUAAACCUUUGUAAAAAUUUCUGCGUUUAUAGUACACGUAGAACAUGAAAUGAUCAGUUCUCCAUGUGGUACCAUUUUAAACAUACCCUGUAGUUGCUACUUUAAAGUUCAUAUAGAAAUGUAAUAACCAGUUUUGCUUGAUUUAAAUUUUUUUUUAUUCCUCUUGGUUGCAAAAUCUAAUGGCCAGGUGGCAUUGAUAUGGAAGUUCAUGGUAGAUUUGUACAUAGCCAUGUGUAUACAUACAGCUAUUUAAACUGCAAUAUCUCCAUUGUCUUAUAUUAUAAGUGUAAGCAGUCAGAAAUUGUCAUUGUCUUGUAGUUAACAGAAAAAAAAACCACACAAAAAACAGAAGGAAUAUUUCAAAGCUAUAAAUAUCACUGUAAUUUAUUGUAUACUUGUAUAUUACGUGAUCAUGUAAGACGUGCGAUAGAUUAUAAAAAAACAUAGUAACUAUAUUAAAAUAAUGUGUUUUGUUGAAUAAAGUUAUGCAUCUGA